This is a messenger RNA of Triticum aestivum (bread wheat), 1984 nucleotides long. RefSeq names its product transcription factor bHLH144. The coding region runs from base 857 to 1651 and encodes 264 amino acids. NCBI's taxonomy places the organism in Eukaryota, Viridiplantae, Streptophyta, Magnoliopsida, Poales, Poaceae. Gene Ontology annotation, molecular function: protein dimerization activity. The transcript is spliced from 3 exons. The record is from RefSeq and is a predicted model, not a curated record.
UUCGUUUCCAUCACUGCGCUGCGCCGCGGUGCUCUGCUCGCCAUCCUCCUCUCCUCCUCCCCCUUCCUUCCUUCCUCUCUGUAUCUACUCAAAAGGAGUGCAAGGCAAAAAGAAUCAAUAGAGAGAGGGGGAGGGCAAGGCGGGGCAUGAACCCACGCACGCACGCACGCACCAAUCCGAGCAUCCAACGCUCCCGUCAUCCCUUGUAUAAAACCCCGCGCUGCGGCCAGCGCCUUCCAUCCAUCCAUCCGCUUUGUCCGCCCAGCUUCAUCGCCCCUCCCUGCUCUUCCACCAAUCUGCUUGCUUGCCUGGUCGUCGGCUGUUUGCCCAGAUCAUCCAUAGCAUACACACCUCGUCCACUGACUGAGUAGGAUGCCGUGGGUGUUCUUCCAUGUCAUCCUCUGAUCAUCGCCGCCGCUCCGCCGAUCGACAGCGCUCCAGGAGGACAUGCGAGCUGGGUUCAACGGGCCUGACGCGAUCGUUAUGACAAGUGGCGCCGUCGCGUAUUACUACAGAUUGACGCAAGUCUGCCAGGUGAGGACAGAGCCUCGCGCACCGAAAAACUAGCCGAAUACUUCCGCCAGCUGCUCAAGCCCGUGACGUAGAUUCGACCACAAAACCCCACACAUUCGCCAGAGACAAUUCCAUCCAAAACAGCCUCAAACCCAGACAGACUAACUGAAUCAAUUUUGAACUGAACCAGAGAAAGCCCAGCUAAACACCCUUGAAUUCUUGUUCGUUUUCCUUCCAUUCGAAAGCAACACCUGUCAAUUUCCUUGAAUUCUCCACCAAACCCAUCCAUCCAUCCACAAAGACAUUUCUAGGAGUUGAGCAGCUAGCAGCAACAAGUGAAGAGAUGCAGGGAGAUCCAGGCUACGGGUACGGUGGCUAUGGCGCCGGCUACGGGUACGGCUACGGCGGUGGCUACGGCGGUGGCUAUGACAUGGCCGGGUACGGCAACGGUGCCGGAGGAGCCUACUACACCAACGACCGGUAUCCCGCGGCGGCGGCGCCUGCCUAUGAGGACCCGCUCGCCGGUCGGAGGCAGCACGAUUUCCCGGCUCCUCUGACCGGGCUCGAGUUCCAGCCGUCGGACACCUGCCCCAAGAACUACGUCAUCUUUGAUCAGACCUAUGACCGGAGCAGGGUGAUGUACCACCCGUCGCUGGCCAACAACUUCGGCUCCUCCGGGGGCUACGACCAGCAGCACUGCAACAACGGCGGCUACGACCAGAACUACGUCGGCAAGAGCACCUACUACGGCGGCGACCAGGACGGCGGCGAGUGUUCAAUCCGGCAGAAGGAGGACACCGACGAGAUCGACGCGCUGAUGAGCUCCGGGGAUGGCGACGAGGAGGACGACGUGCUGAGCACGGGUCGCACGCCUGCGUGCCGCGGAGGGGGCUCGCCGGAUUCCACCUGCUCCUCCGGGUACGUGGUGAGCGUCAGCCCGACUGGCAACGCCGCCGGAGCCGGCGGGGGCGGCGAGAGGAAGAAGGAGCGGAUGAAGAAGAUGAUGAAGACGCUCAAGGGGAUCAUCCCCGGCGGCGACCGGAUGGACACGCCGGCCGUCCUGGACGAGGCCGUCAGGUACCUCAAGUCGCUCAAGGUGGAGGUGAAGAAGCUCGGGGUGCGCGGAUCAAGAAGCUAGGGAGGGAUAGCGACCUCACAUGGCAAUGCAGGUCGAGCCAAUGAUGGAGGCAGAUAAGACGGGGGAGUUGGUGCUCGCUCCUUUUUGCGCUGCCAUGAUGAUGCCAUCCCGUGGAGCUCUCGAGGAUCAGUGGAAAGGAAUGAUAUGGAAGGAUUCAGUUGCCGCACGCGCCGAUCUCUCGCCCCUCCCUCCCCUCUAGCUGCGUGCGUGCCUGGAUUGUUGCUUUGCUUUUGUAGAAGUUGCUGCUUUUCUUCCCCCCUCCCCUCUCGUAUCUCUAGGUGCCGGCUGGUGUUGUAACUAGCAUGCUGAUUAUAUACACCGUGUUUUUGUUUA